CUCGAAGAAGAAGGAAGAGGAACAGAGAUACAAGAAGAAGAAGAAGAAGAAGAAGAAAAAGACGUUCUUCGUCUUCAUUCAUCCUCCAUUGCUCUCUAGUCCUUCCUUCACGCAAGACAAGAGCUCCGUUGUCUUCGUCGUCCAGCUCAAUUGAACCUUCUUACGAAGGCGUUUAAUAGCCCAGAGCUUUGGGACAAACAACUUCUCUGGGGUUGUUUCUGGACAGAGUAUGGGUAAUAAGAGUACCUGAUCACCAAUGGAAAGAAAGCAGCAUAUUGCAAUUUUUACCACUGCAAGCUUACCAUGGAUGACUGGAACAGCUGUAAACCCACUCUUCCGAGCUGCCUAUCUCUCGAAAGAUGGACAAAGAAAUGUCACUUUGGUGAUUCCUUGGUUGUCCUUGGAAAACCAAGGGUUAGUGUAUCCGAACAAUAUCACAUUCAAGUCCCCCGCAGAGCAUGAGCAAUAUGUCUGUCAGUGGCUUGAGGAGAGAAUUCCGUUCAAGUCUACUUUUGCUAUACGAUUUUAUCCUGGAAAGUUUGCCACAGACAAGAGGAGCAUUCUUCCUGUUGGAGAUAUUUCAGAAAUCAUUUCAGAUGAAGAGGCAGACAUUGCAGUCCUUGAAGAGCCAGAGCAUCUAACGUGGUACCAUCAUGGGAAGAGAUGGAAGAGCAAAUUCCGUCUUGUCAUCGGGAUUAUUCACACAAAUUACUUGGAAUAUGUUAAGAGAGAAAAGAACGGACGCAUUCAAGCAUUUCUUCUCAAACAUGUUAAUAGCUGGGUUGUUGGUAUAUACUGCCACAAGGUAAUCAGAUUAUCUGCUGCCACUCAGGAGUAUCCAAAUUCAAUCAUCUGCAAUGUGCACGGAGUUAAUCCCAAAUUUCUUGAUAUUGGAAAGAAGAAGAUGGAGCAACAACAAGACGGUAAACAGGCUUUCAGCAAAAGCGCCUAUUACAUUGGGAAGAUGAUCUGGAGCAAAGGCUACCAGGAACUACUUAAACUUCUGAAAGAUCACCAGAAGGAGCUGCAGGGCCUUGAGAUUGAUCUAUAUGGGAAUGGGGAGGAUUCUGAUGAAGUUCGGGAAGCCGCAAAAAAGUUGGAAUUAGUAGUCAGAGUUUUCCCUGGGCGAGAUCAUACUGAUCCUAUAUUCCAUGACAAUAAAUUGUUCCUAAACCCGAGCACCACCGAUGUGGUCUGCACCACCACCGCUGAAGCUCUGGCCAUGGGGAAACUCGUAGUCUGCGCCAACCACCUAUCAAAUGAAUUUUUCAAGCGAUUCCCGAAUUGCCGAAUUUACAAUGACAACAAGAAAGACUUUGUGGAGACGAUUCAGAAGGCACUUGUGGAAGAGCCUGCUCAAAUGACUGAAACCCUCAGAUACGAGCUCUCGUGGGAAGCAGCCACAGAACGGUUCCUUAAGGCUGCUCAGUUGGAUCAGGCAGCAUCUACUAGUGAUAGAAUGGGAAGAGCUCCUUCCAAGAAGUUCAUGUCCACCUCUCUAAGUCUUAAGCAAAACAUGGAGGAUGCUUCAGCUUAUUUACACUACUUGGCUUCUGGGUCUGAAAUAUCUCGGAGAGCAUUUGGAGCAAUUCCGGGGAGCUUGGAACCAGAUGAAGAGCUGUGUAACGAGCUUGCAUUGCCGAAACCUAAGUCUCUUGGAAGACAGGGUUCAAGGAAUUAAAUGGGAAAUAUACUACUUAGUUGGAAUUGAUUGGACAUUGUCUCGUCGACCAUGCUUACUCCAUGUACAUUUAUUUGAAUGAUGAAUCUAACAGAAUGAGGGAGUUAUCGUUUUGCUGGGUUCUGAUUUAUUUUGAUUGGCGAAAA
This is a messenger RNA of Punica granatum (pomegranate), 1827 nucleotides long. NCBI's taxonomy places the organism in Eukaryota, Viridiplantae, Streptophyta, Magnoliopsida, Myrtales, Lythraceae. The record is from RefSeq and is a predicted model, not a curated record.